AUGUCCAACCGAAGCACCGUGACCGAGUUCCUUCUCCUGAGAUUCUCUGACGUCCGGGAGCUGCAGAUUUUGCACGUUGCGGUGUUUCUAGUGAUUUACCUGGUAGCCCUGAUGGGGAACCUUCUCAUCAUCUCAGCCAUCAUUCUCAGCCAUCAACUUCACACCCCCAUGUACUUCUUCCUGGUCAACCUGUCCAUCCUUGACCUCGGCUCCAUCUCUGUCACUGUCCCCAAAUCCAUGGCCAACUCCCUCCUGGACACCAGGGUGAUUUCCUACCCUGCCUGUGUCACCCAAGUCUUUCUCUUUGUCGUCUUCACUUCAACAGAUCUUGCCCUUCUCACUGUCAUGGCCUACGACCGACACGUCGCCAUCUGCCAGCCCCUGCACUACGAGAGAGUGAUGAACAGGAGAGCCUGUGUCCACAUGGCCGCCAGUGCCUGGAUCGCUGGUAUUGUCUAUUCUGCCCUGCACACUGGGAACACCUUCCGGUUACCCUUCUGCCAGUCCAACGUCAUCAACCAGUUCUUCUGCGAUAUCCCCCAGCUACUUGAGCUGUCCUGCUCUGACUUGGACCUCAGUGACGUUGGGCUUAUUGCCUUUGGUGUGCUUUUAGGUUCAAAUUGCUUUGCUUUCAUCCUUGUGUCUUACGUUCAGAUCUUCAGAGCGGUGCUGAGAAUCCCCUCAGAGCAGGGCCGGCACAAAGCCUUCUCCACCUGCCUCCCCCACCUCACAGUCGUCUCCUUGUUACUUUUCACCGGUGUGUUUGACUACCUGAAACCUCCCUCCAGCUCAGAAUCUAAUCUGGAUCUGGCGGUAGGUGUUCUCUACGCCGUGGUGCCUCCCAUGGUGAAUCCGGUCAUCUACAGCCUGAGGAACAAGGAGAUCAAAGCAGCCCUGAAGAAACUGACGGGGAGGAGGAUAAUCUCCAGGAAGUGA
Molecule: messenger RNA, 936 nt
Organism: Pelodiscus sinensis (Chinese soft-shelled turtle)
Lineage: Eukaryota; Metazoa; Chordata; Testudines; Trionychidae
Product: olfactory receptor 14C36-like
Biological process (GO): G protein-coupled receptor signaling pathway
Cellular component (GO): membrane
Molecular function (GO): G protein-coupled receptor activity; olfactory receptor activity
Source: RefSeq, a predicted model, not a curated record